CUCGAUAGCAAAGCAAAGAUGUCAUUCGGAAAGACCCUCAAGCUCAACGACGGCAACACGAUCCCCCAGAUCGGCCUCGGCACCUGGCUCUCUGAGCCCGGCCAAGUCAAGGCCGCCGUCAUCCACGCCGUCAAGACGGGCUAUCGCCACCUCGACCUCGCGCGCAUCUACAAGAACCAAGAGGAGAUUGGCGAGGCAUUCGACGAGAUCUUCUCUUCCGGUUUGGCCAAGCGCGAGGACCUCUUCAUCGUCUCGAAGCUGUGGAACAAUGCCCACAAGCCCAGCGACGUGCCCAAGGCCUACGACCACACUCUCAAGCAGCUCCACCUCGACUACCUUGACCUCUACCUGAUCCACUGGCCCGUGGCCUUCGAGCCAGCAGGCGGGGACAUCCAGUCGGACGAGAAACUCAUGCCCUCUCACCCCUCGGACUCGUCCUACGCCCACCUCGACACCACGACCACCCUCGCAGACACGUGGCAGGCAAUGGUCGACCUCAAGAAGAGCGGCAAGGUCAAGUCGGUCGGUGUCUCCAACUUCACCCCUGCCCACAUCGAGGGAGUAAUCAAGGCCACGGGCGUCGUCCCUGCCGUGAACCAGAUUGAGGCGCACCCCUUGCUCCCCCAGGAGGGACUCUACCAAUACUGCCUCGCCCGCGGCAUCCACCUGACCGCCUACUCUCCGCUGGGCAACUCGGCCAACUACCUCGCCUCCAAGUCGGGAGAGGACGCCCGCAAGUUCGACAUCCUCAACGCUCCGCAGGUGCAGGAGGUAGCCAAGAAGCUCAACGUCGAGCCCGGUCAAGUCCUCAUCGCUUGGGGUGCUCAGCGACCGGGCUUUUCCAUCAUCCCCAAGUCGGUCACUCCUGCGCGUAUUGAGAAGAACUUCCAGCAGGUCGAGCUCAGCGCCGACGACUAUGCCAAGGUGUCGAGCAGGAUUAACGAGGUGGGCGGAAAGAGGAUGAACAUCCCGUGGGAGUACACGCCCAAGUGGAACAUCAAUGUCUUUGAGGACCCUGUGGAGCAGUUGAACGCCAACAGGUACCCGAAGAUUGCGUAGGCGGGUGUGGGCGCGCGAGGGGGGAUUGCGUUCC
Jaminaea rosea is the source of this 1093-nucleotide messenger RNA. RefSeq names its product Aldo/keto reductase. Lineage: Eukaryota; Fungi; Basidiomycota; Exobasidiomycetes; Microstromatales. The transcript is spliced from 2 exons. The record is from RefSeq and is a predicted model, not a curated record. Gene Ontology annotation, molecular function: aldose reductase (NADPH) activity. Gene Ontology annotation, cellular component: cytosol. The coding region runs from base 19 to 1059 and encodes 346 amino acids.